Mizuhopecten yessoensis (Yesso scallop) is the source of this 3591-nucleotide messenger RNA. RefSeq names its product calmodulin-like. Gene Ontology annotation, molecular function: calcium ion binding; enzyme regulator activity. Bases 270 to 764 code for a protein of 164 amino acids. The transcript is spliced from 4 exons. The record is from RefSeq and is a predicted model, not a curated record. Lineage: Eukaryota; Metazoa; Mollusca; Bivalvia; Pectinida; Pectinidae.
UCAUAUCAUAUGAUAAAUGUCCGCCUAACAACAAUAAUCGGGAUUAUCAUUCUGCUUGUUGGUCCUCCUGUACCACAUCCCAGCUAGUACAUAACGAGGAAAUACAGUAUAGGUGAUUUACAGUGUAAACACGACUAAGGAUAUACAAUACUCUAACUGUAUAUCACCUGAGUAAUAGGAUAGAGAAAUCAACAACAGCACGUGUACGACUUAACGUGUGACCGUCUUGUGGUCGGGGUGUGAGCUGCUAACUGUUAGGAGGGUAAACAAUGGCUACCCAGUCACAAAUGCUGGACGAUGAUCCUUAUUUUGAAAUACGGAAACCAACAAAAGAGGAACGAACAGAAAUCAAAAGAAUAUUUAGCAAAAUCGAUGCUAAUGGCGACCAGAAGAUGUCUAAACACGAGAUCAAACGUGCGGUCCGAUACAUUGGGUUUAACCCUACUGACGCCGACAUGAAUGAGCUGAUGACUCCGGCCGACGUAGAUAACGAUGGUUAUGUCGGCUACCGCGAGUUUGAGAAAAUUCUGAUGAGAGCUAUUUCACGUGUGGAAUAUGAAAAACAGAAUAUUAUGAAUUCGUUUAAGAUGUUUGAUAAAAAUGGCGAUGGCUAUAUAACCGCUAAAGAACUCAAGGCUAUUCUGUCUGCUGCGGGAGGGGAUUGUGUCGACGAGGAGGUCAACGAGCUGAUGCUAGAAGCGGACGUCAACAAAGACGGAAAGAUCAGUUACGAAGAAUUUGCCACAAUGUUUUGCGAAAAGUGAUAAACGCCAUGGACAGAUGUAACCGACUCGUGCUGCGUCGUUGUCAAUCGCGACUUCUCGGCCAAUUCCGGCUAGGAACGGAAUCAUACCUAUUGCCUAGCCGGAAUUGGCCGAGAAGUUGCGAUUGGCGUCGUUGUAUGUGAACUGUAUGUCGGGUCGCCAAUAGGCUAACGCUGGAGCUGAUAGCUAUAUAUAGUCAGCGGAACAUUUAAAAAUCGUGUUGUCUAGGCAACAAUACAAUACAAGUAUUAAUAAAGUGCAAAUUAAUACGUGUAUCUCUAACAAUUUGGGUUCAGAGUUAAUGUUCAUAAUGAGAAUGUUCUGAAUGAAAAGAGUCCUUAUUCCUACAAUAUCGAAAUUUACUCGGUUUGGUAUCGAGUUGAGGUAAUUAAUCCCUUUCAGUGAAACUGACGUGAAUAUGACGACAUUCGCUGAUCUGUGUAUUUAUGUCGUGAUUUGUAUCUAUAUAAAACCUAAAUUAAUAUAUGAGAUAUGUAGAUGUUAUUUUUGAAAAAUCUGACUGUCCUAAUGACCGAUCGCCCUGAUUGGUUGUUUCCUGUCCAUUGUCUAUAAACUUGAUUUUUCCAUUGUGUUUUUUAUUGUUUUUAUUCCCCUAUGUUGUACGGAUAGGAUAUAAUGUUAUUUGCUAAUGUCAAAACACAGCUCUUGGCGUCGCUUUGGAACUGAAACAUACGCAAAUGAAUACACGGCAUAUACCUGUUGUGUUAAAUGCAAAUACUGUAAAAUCACUAAUAUCGCAAUGAUUACAAGUUUGAUAGCGCAAUACUCUAGUGAGUGGCUACUCGGUAAUCAACGAAUUAAUGUACCCACGAAAUAUUGCUUUUUUUCGGGAAGACGACGAAAUUUGGGACCCAUGAAAAUAUCAGAUUGCUCAGUUACAAAUAUAUAUAUAGGUGGUUUGUGUUGUUAUUAUUAUCAUAUCACAUACACGUAUUACAAUACAUCAGAUCCAGGAGAGCUGUUCACUUAAGACCGCAAAGGUAUAGACAAUGUCCUUUAGGUUUUUUACAUUUUAUUUUGUAAAAUUUGGUCGAUCGUAUCUUCGUGAAUAUAAAACUCGAGAACUUGUUUCACACAGUUGCUGGUUCAGGUUCUUGUAUCAUUUAUUCAAAUCGUUCAAAUUGUAUGCAAAAUAAAACUUAAUCAUGAAUCUGUGCCCAAAUAUUAAAUAAGUAUAAUUUCAAUAUUUUAUCAUAUCAUAAAAGAUACCACAAAAGAUAUCACAGUGUAUGAAUUAAUUUUGUCCACGUGUAACAACGCUGGGUUUCAAUAAUAUUUUAUAAUUUCACUAAACUGUCAUAUAUGGUCACCGCUUGCGUAUAGAAAUGUUUUUGUUUUUGUUUUCUUUAAUAAAACAACCAAUUUAAAUGUGUAGGGCUAGUUAUAGGCUGUUGACAAAAUAUACCUUGAAGUCAGCAUUCAUUGUAUCGAUAAAACACGAUCAUGCCCAGAGCAAAAAAGAAAAGACAAAAUGUGUACCGUAUCAUGAAUACAUAAAGGAACUAUCUAAUAAUGACUUUGUUAUUGUUGCAAUGAUAGAACAUUUGUUCAGCUCGCCAUCGUAACGCACACAUAGCUUUGAGGUAUGAUACACCGUGUGUUUACAAUUAUUUUAGUAUCAGAUUUGUUCAUUGAUAAAGUGUUAUGGUUGACCUGAUUGACGAAAUUAUGCUAUAGAAUUCAGAGCGAGGCCUCAUAUCAUAUAACGAGAUUCCAUUAAUCAUACAGGAGUGUUCCCACCGACCGCGUGUGUGGAUAAACUACGGAUGUCGGUAGGGACACUAUCCUAAAAAUCAAACGGGAAAUUCUGAAUCGAUCGGUUCUGUUGGUAUUAUCAUGGAAACACUAUCUAAAUACCUGAAUAGCGUAAUACCUCAAAUAGCUGAUAUCACAGUAAUACAUUUUAUAACCUUUUCGGUGUAAAACGACGUAGCAUACUGACCUAUAUUGAAAUAAUCUUCUUCUUCAGACCCAGAAAUGUAAGAAUCAAAUACACUUCAGGAAUGGAAAACAACUAAGGUGGGUUAUUUUCAAAAUUAUUAAUUCCAUUGCCCCCUGGUCACCCACCCACCCAAUCCAAACUAUAUAAGAUUAUUAUCAAGUGAUUAGAAUACGAUGACAUGAACAUAAAUAUAAGUCUUGACUGACUCUUGGGGCUAGAAGAGCGUUGCAAAAAGGAUCAAAUAUUUGUAUCAAAAGUAUAUCAAUGGUAUAUCAAUGGUAUAUCAAUAGUAUAUCAAUAGUAUAUCAACAUUAUAUCAAUGGUAUAUUAAUAUCCCAAUAAUAUAUUUAUAUUCACAAGUGGUACGUUUAAACAACACCUAUAAUUAACGUUUAGUUUAAAUUAGUAAAUGACAGGUUAUUUUGGGGUUAUGUUCUGUGAAAUAUGUAGGUACUGGAAUGUUGACAUCAAUAUGUGUUGAAACGCUAAGCGUAUCUGUAUCAUUUUUUUUUCAUUUUUUAUUAGUUUUAAUUAUGAGGAAUAGAAAUUCAUUUCCUAGUAGGAAGUCCUACAAAAUAAGUUGAUAUCGGAAUAAAGCCUUUUAUUUGAAUUCGGUACUGUAACAAUCCCUGAAUGUCUUUUAAUUUCGAGCUAAGCCAUUUACUAUCUUUCAUUUUAUUACGGUCCUCAUAUUUACCAAUAGACGAGAACAUUUUAGUUCACGGAUAGUGCUAAAAAGGAUAUAGAGCGAAAUUAGAACGGUAGUAAUAUAGGAGCGUAGUACGAUAUCGAUGUUUGUGACGUAAACAACCGCCAAACGUAAUGUUCCCGGACAGUCACCGUAUGUUUAUAUCUGUAGAUAUA